ACUUGGGUCUGUGGUGCUGGGAAACAGGUUGGAACAUUGCUAUGGCACCUGAAGUAAAAAUGGAGGCCCCCAUCUGUCUGGUGGAAAACAUCAAUGAAGAGAUGACAGUGAACAAGGAAGCCAUAGAGAUUCUUGACAAGGUUGCUCAGCCGGUGGUAGUGGUAGCCAUUGUUGGGCUGUACCGUACAGGGAAGUCCUAUUUGAUGAACCGCCUGGCUGGACAGAACCAUGGCUUCCCACUGGGUUCCACUGUUCAGUCUAAAACCAAGGGAGUCUGGAUGUGGUGUGUGCCUCACCCUAUCAAGCCAAAUCACACCCUGGUUCUUCUGGACACUGAGGGUCUGGGCGAUGUGGAAAAGGGUGACCCUAAGAAUGACUCCUGGAUCUUCGCCCUGGCCGUGCUUCUGAGCACCACCUUUGUCUACAACAGCGUGGGCACCAUCAACCACCAGGCCAUGGAGCAACUACAUUAUGUGACAGAGCUCACAGAACUAAUCAAGGCAAAGUCUUCCUCAAAUUUGGAUGGAGUACAAGACUCUACAGAGUUUGUGAGCUUUUUUCCAGACUUCAUCUGGGCUGUACGAGAUUUUACUCUCCAACUAAAGUUGAAUGAUAAUGACAUCUCAGAAGAUGAGUACCUGGAGAAUGCCUUGAGGCUGAUUCCAGGUGAGAAAACAAGUGCACAAAAAUCUAAUCAAACUAGGGAGUGCAUUCGGAAGUUCUUUCCAAGUCGGAAGUGCUUUGUCUUUGAUCGACCAACAAAUGACAAAAGUCUCCUGGCCAACAUUGAGAAUGCCCCAGAAGACCAACUGGAUCCUAAAUUCCUGGAGCAAACAAAGAGUUUCUGUGCUCACAUCUUCAAUCAUGAAAAGAACAAGACUCUCAGAGAGGGAAUUAUGGUCACUGGGAAUCGGCUGGGGUUUCUGGUGGAGAACUAUGUGAAGGCCAUCAACAGUAAGGAGGUGCCCUGCUUGGAGAACGCGGUGACCACUCUGGCCCAGCGUGAGAAUGCAGCAGCCGUGCAGAAAGCAGCCACCCACUACAGCGAGCAGAUGGCCCAGCGAGUGCGGCUCCCCACAGACACGCUCCAGGAGCUGCUGGAUGUGCACGUGGCCUGCGAGAAGGAGGCCAUCACACUCUUCAUGGAGCACUCCUUCAAGGAUGAAGAUGGGAAAUUCCUGAAGGAGCUGGUGAAAACAAUAAAGGAUAAGAAGGAGGAUUUCUUGCUGAAGAAUGAAAAUGAAUCUGAUAAAUACUGCCAGAAAGAACUGAAUUCACUUUCAAAAGCAUUAACGGAAAGCAUUUUAGCAGGGGCUUUCCAUGUUCCUGGAGGUUACCAGCUAUACAUGGAAAUGAGAAAAAAGAUGGAAGAGGACUACAGGCAACUGCCCAGGAAAGGAGUGAAGGCAGAAGAGGUGCUCCACAGGUUUCUGAAGUCACAGGUGGCGGUACAGGGAUUCAUCUUGCAGUCAGAUAAAGCUCUCACUGAUAAGGAGAGGAACAUGGCAGUGGAGAAGACCAAGAGGGAGGAAGUUGAGAAGGUUCAGGAAAUUUCAGCAGCAAAAGAACUGGAGGAACAGCAAAAGCAAGCAGCUCUGGAAAAGACUUACAAGGAAAACAUGGAGCAACUGCAAAUGAAACUAAUAUUGGAGAGAGAGAACUUCCUCAGAGAGCAGAAAAUGAUGUUAGAGCAACAAAUGAGGAUUCAAACAGAUUUGUUCAAAGAAGGACUUAAGAAGAAAUCUGAGGCAAUGAAUGAAGAAUUAAAACAUUUGAAGAAUAGGGUUGAAGCUACAGAAAGGGAUACGGAGCCCUUCAUAACACGAGCUUUGAAUCAUGUGGGUACUGGGAUAAGUACAAUAUUGUGUGCACCUGGUAAAGUUCUUGGAAAUGUUGUUAAAUUUAUUGGCAGACUUUUUAAGUGA
Octodon degus (degu) is the source of this 1925-nucleotide messenger RNA. Its product is annotated as guanylate-binding protein 6-like. Gene Ontology annotation, biological process: defense response to protozoan; defense response to Gram-positive bacterium. NCBI's taxonomy places the organism in Eukaryota, Metazoa, Chordata, Mammalia, Rodentia, Octodontidae. Bases 42 to 1925 code for a protein of 627 amino acids. Gene Ontology annotation, molecular function: GTPase activity; GTP binding. The transcript is spliced from 11 exons. The record is from RefSeq and is a predicted model, not a curated record.